AUGGACAGACUUGACGAAGAGAACGCCGAUCUAGAGUUUUUGGAGGAGAAUCUCCGAAGAACAAACAUCUUGACUGAAAAAAUGUGUUUUGGUAAAGAUAUUGACAAGACGCGUUAUGCAUUAAGUGAAAUUAUUGAAUAUUUUGAUCUCGUCGAGAGGGAAGAGCAAGCGAUAAAGAGAGGGCCGGAGGAGAAUCUAGAGGCGUACCUCAACUCGGUCGGCAAGUGUAAGAGGGCAAUGGAAAUAUUAACCGGUACACGUUUGAGAGCUGGCGAGAAAGCCAUGGGUCAGUUGAAACAAUUAUUAAAGGCAGCGAUGCUACAAUUAGAAGAACUGUUUCGCGAACGUCUCACAAAAUGGAGUGAUCCCAUAGAACCGCUUGCAUAUAUUGUAAAAAAUCGUGAGAUGCCGGUAAUACCUACGGCACCAUUGGAAGAACUUGCCAGGCUUUCUUCGUACCUUGCAGGCUCGGAUAUGGAGCUCGGAUAUUCGAGUGACUUUGUUAGAGUAUAUGUAGACGUGAGGUCUGCAUACCUGCAAAAGUCAUUGACAUCUUUGGCACAAGGAUCAAUUAACACGGCUGAAAAGAGAAACACAACAGUAUACGAAAAGGGCACUUGCGGAUUCAUUUCAUAUGUCGAGGCCUUGCUCAGAAUGUUUGAGACAGAAUAUGGGAUAGCGUCAAAUAUUCUUCCGUCUGCUUUUGUUGCAGCAGGCUUUCGCGGUGCGAUACAACGGGCCCUUGACUCGUUUGUAGAAGUUGGAAAAACUCUGACGAGUAGGGUCAAGAAAAAUAUGUCUACAGAUGUCUUUUUGGCUUUUGAUAUGUUGGAAACUUUGACUAAAAACCAACCUGCAUUCGAUGAGCUGUUCAGGCUCACCGGAAACAAAGAUGUUGGCUAUGGAGAACUCGCGCAUUCCAUACGUGGAAUCACAAUGCGGUCGUUUGCCGAUUUCAUAGACGAGAUUAAGAAUCCUCCUACGAAACUCUUGGGUGUGCCCGUUGAUGGGACGGUGCAUGAAAUCACAAUAACGACAUUACAACAUAUGAAACGCUUGGAAGACUAUCCAGAGACUGUGGACGCGAUGCUUGCAACAUUAGGAGACGGUAACUGGCAUGUCUCGGAUAAAGAGGCGAAUUUCACGCGGGACAGAACAGCGGCUGGGAGUACGAUUGUGCGGCGCUAUUUUGCUGAUUGUCUCGAUGCACUCGCAACCGGUCUCGAAAAUAGAGCCAAGGCCUACAAGAAAUCUGCAUUGACUUACAUAUUCCUCCUCAAUAAUUACCAUUACAUUCUCAAGUCGAUACGUACUCAGUAUGUGCCCCUACUGGAUAAAGAGAUGGAAACAAAGUUUGAAAAAGCAGUGAAGAAAAACAACGAUUCCUAUCAAGACACGUGGAAAGUAUGUUUCGGCUUUCUUAUGGAUUUCACAUAUGUACGAGGUGGAGCGCUGAAAUCCUCAGUUGGAUCAGAUAAGCAAUCUGUAAAAGAACGAUUCAAAAACUUUAACAACGAAUUUGAUGAAUUAUAUAAAUACCACAAGACCUUUGCUGUACCUGAUCCUGAGUUACGCAAUAAGGUUAUAAACGACAUUAGAGCUGUAUUACUUCCAAUGUACAACAGAUUCUUGGAGAGGUAA
This is a messenger RNA of Paraglomus occultum, 1641 nucleotides long. The record is from the annotation of a GenBank genome assembly. Lineage: Eukaryota; Fungi; Glomeromycota; Glomeromycetes; Paraglomerales; Paraglomeraceae.